Salvelinus fontinalis (brook trout) is the source of this 1262-nucleotide messenger RNA. It is a transcript of the gene tyw5, whose product is annotated as tRNA-yW synthesizing protein 5. The record is from RefSeq and is a predicted model, not a curated record. NCBI's taxonomy places the organism in Eukaryota, Metazoa, Chordata, Actinopteri, Salmoniformes, Salmonidae.
UGUUCGUCGUCUCCAGACCUGGGGCGGUUCCUGGAGUUUGUGAAGGCUCAGCGGUACGAGUCUGUGCUGGAACCUGGAAACUUGCUCUUCAACCCCGCCCUGUGGUUCCAGAACACCCCGGCGUUAGUUUCGAGUGUCAACAUCUUCUGGUGCCACCUGCUUGCAGAAAGUUACAAGGACCCCUACGGUAAUAAGAACCCUGUGGCCCCUGCUUGGGCCUUUCAGGCACUGGAGAGGGCAUUACACAUUCUGAAUGAACUGCCGCCGGACUAUCAGAACUUCUAUGACUGUCGCAUGGGUCAGAGCUGCGCAUACUCCUCCCUGCCAGCUAGGGUGGCACGGGCUGAGUCGGAGACUACGUUUCCCUGCAGCCCACUAGCUCAUCUGGCUGAGGAUGCUCCUCUGAAACUCAGUCCAUGUCCAGAAACAAUCUCUACCCCCUAGACACUGGUGAAUUAAUAUGUCUGACAGGAUUUAAUAGGUACGUAAAGGGUAGGCGCUAGGGUUUCUGGACACUGCCUUGGAGUACACAACCGAUACAUGAAAUUCCCACUUCUUUCCAAAUCGUAGGCUCACCUGACUGCCACACUAGCAGCUUUAAAAUAUGAAUUUGAGACACCAUGGACCUUAGAUUAAAGAAGCCUCUAUGAAUGUGUGCAAGUGAGCCAGUUUAUCAUAAAUUCUAUUUCACCUUCCUUCAUGUUGAAUGUCAUUGGGAAUUUGAUCCGUGUACUUGUAGAAAGAACUAGAAUUGAGAGUGGGCACAGCAAUCACUCAUCUAUUGGAGGUCAAUUAUUUAGACUCUCAGCUGCCGGUACAGCAUGGUUGGACAUUUUAUUGCACAAAUAUUACUAAUUCCUUAAGUCUCCUUACAAACAUUUUAAAGCUUUGUAAACAGUGAAGCAGCAUCUCCCUAGAGAGAGAGUGUGUGUGUGUGUGUGUGUGGGUCUCCUACCAACGUUCCCUUCCCCAUUUUAUGUCGUCUUUUUCAUCACCAUAAGCAUCAUCAGCACUAGCAUGUCUCAACAAGCAAGAGUAUGUGAGGUGGCAGGCCAACCAGUGACUUUAUUGCUCGAGACAGAGGGAGAAUCUCAAUUGCAUACUCCUCGCCUCCUUAACACCCACUGGAAGAGGCCAGAGGGGAGGGACCUCUGGCUUUCUCAUCAAAUGGGAUUUGAGGAGAGAGGACGCAAGGAGUAUGCAAUUGAGAUCUUCCCUGAGACAAACUUCAAUGGGGCUCUACCAGAUUGGAGGGAGGGGGG